AUGGGAAAGGCUCAAAUUCCCUAUCUUCCGUGCUUCUGUACGGCACUGGUAAACUUACAUCGCACGCGUGUGUCCCCAACAGUCUUCGUCAUCAAUUCGUCGAGCACGAGACUGGUGGGCGCCGAGCCCAUGACCAGCUGCAUGCCAGGCAGCAUGAUGCAAGCUUGGGCUGAUCUAGGGGUCCACCGCCCAGCACUAGUUAUCACGGUCUACUGGUAG
Akanthomyces muscarius is the source of this 219-nucleotide messenger RNA. RefSeq lists its product as uncharacterized. Bases 1 to 219 code for a protein of 72 amino acids. NCBI's taxonomy places the organism in Eukaryota, Fungi, Ascomycota, Sordariomycetes, Hypocreales, Cordycipitaceae. The transcript is spliced from 2 exons. The record is from RefSeq and is a predicted model, not a curated record.